AUGGUGGAUCAACACAAGGGUUUUGAUUUUCCUGUAGACACCCUUCUGCCAGCUCCGGGUGCUUUCACUCUUGAUUGGGACUUGAAUCAACAAGAAUUGAAGAUUAGACGACACGGGGUAGUUUAUUGGAGUACUGGAGCUUUUAUGAAUGAGAGGUUUAAAUUUAUGUUGCCUGAUGAAACCAAGCUGAGGUAUAACUUUAGCAUUCUUUCAAAUGAAGAUGAAGACUCCUUCACUUACAAUCCUGUAGAUCAAAGUGGUAAAUCAGAAUUUGUGAUAACCAUAAUGGGGAGACUGUAUGACUUUGACAGGAAAAUUGAUAUUGCAGAAGCAGAUUACUGUUAUGGCUCUAACACUGAUGCAGGGUGCCAGACAUGGGACCAACCGACUGUAGGAAUGAUGGUAAUAGAUUUGAGCAAGGAAGUGGUUACUUUAAUGUGUCGAUUUUGGACUGGAAACUGGGAGUUUGUUCAAGAUCGGUCAGGUUCUAGUUCAGCCAGUAUUUAUUUUCUAACAACAAUGGAAUUGCGCAGUCAUAAGCAUAAGAGGAUAAUAUGGAUUUGCACUGCUACUGCUGCUGCUUCUCUGUUGAUAGUGGUGCUUUUGCGUCAUGUGCUGUCUAUUAACAAGAAGAAAUCUUUUACUUCCAGGGCAAAGGUUGAUCAGAAGGAACUUCUUGACGUAAAGAAAUCGUUCACAUGUAAUGAUGUCAAUGGGCUUCAAGAAGAUGGAGAGAUGGAACAUGAUUUAAGAGUAUUUAUCUAUGCAUCUCUUAUGGCUGCCACAGGAGACUUCUCCGAGGAAAACAAGCUUGGAGAAGGGGGCUUUGGACCUGUUUAUAAGGGAAAACUUAUGACAGGACGAGAAGUAGCUGUAAAGAGGCUUUCAAGAUGUUCGGUGAAAGGAUUGGAGUUUAAGAAUGAACUGACACUCAUAUUUGAGCUAGUAACAUACUACUUGAUGGAAAUAUGA
Messenger RNA from Prunus armeniaca (apricot), 972 nucleotides. NCBI's taxonomy places the organism in Eukaryota, Viridiplantae, Streptophyta, Magnoliopsida, Rosales, Rosaceae. The record is from the annotation of a GenBank genome assembly.